Molecule: messenger RNA, 1469 nt
Organism: Dromiciops gliroides (monito del monte)
Lineage: Eukaryota; Metazoa; Chordata; Mammalia; Microbiotheria; Microbiotheriidae
Gene: SLAMF8
Product: SLAM family member 8
Exons: 5
Coding region: 1-840 (279 amino acids)
Biological process (GO): regulation of B cell differentiation; leukocyte chemotaxis involved in inflammatory response
Molecular function (GO): signaling receptor activity
Source: RefSeq, a predicted model, not a curated record
AUGGCUUCGUGGACACUUCAAAGUCUCCUUCUCUGGGAAGUGUUACUCCCAGCUGUCUGGGCCCAGGUGCAGGGACUUGUGGGGGGCUCUGCGUUGCUGGAGGCAGACGUGCCCCCUGGUUUCCGAGUCCGUGAUGCUAUCUGGAGGUCCCUAUGGCCCUCAGAGAAGCUUGUGGCCACAUUCUUCCGUGGAGCACCGGAGAUCCUGUAUGACUCACGAUUCCUGGGCAGGGCCCAGCUGCAUGGCAACCUCAGCCUGGAGAUCCAACCUCUGGAACAAGGGGAUAGUGGCAACUUCUCACUGCUGCUGGUGGACACCAGGGGCCGGAUUGAAAGCCACAGCAUACAGCUCACAGUGUAUGAAGCUGUUUCCAGACCCACAGUGCAAGUUUUCAUUGCUGUAGCAGGUGGUACCCAGCCACCCAAGAUCUGCCAAGUCUUCCUAUCCUGUGUAGUUCCCAAUAGCAGCGAAGUGACUUACAGCUGGCAGCGAGAGGGUGCAGCUGAGCAUGGGGACCCCCAACAGGGCCUCUUCAUAGAUAGUCAGGUGCUGAGGAUUUCCCUGGGGCCAGGAGAUGAGGAUACUGUCUACUCCUGCACUGUGUCCAACCCUGUCAGCUGGGACUCUGUGGCUGUCACCCCCUGGGAAAGUUGCUCCCAGAAAACUGGGCCAGGCGAUAAAUCCUACAAAGACAUUCUGCUAGUGGCAGUGCCCAUCUCCCUGCUCUUGCUGCUGGCUGGGGUCCUCUCUGUAUGGCACUGUGCCCUCUGCUCAGGAAAAAAGAGAAGAAACAACUCUCCUGACAGAGUGACCAUAGAGACAGAGACACCACUGGUGUAGUUCAACUGCCAAGAAUACUUGUGACACCAUCGAGCCAGGGCUUCUGGGAUCAUCCUUGGAGUACUCGCUUAGCCUGUGGUGCCCUGGGGAAUGGCUCGGCACUUAUAAACCACCCCCAGUACCUUUACCUCUCUCAAGAAUCUCUUUCAGCUCCUGGGAUACUGGUGCUGGGCAACUCUUCCUAAAGCUUAUGGAUUCCUUUAUAGCACAGGCCAAUGGAGCAGGUUCUCAAGGGAGGAAGAUGUUGGACCAUCCUUCCAAGUGGCACAGCACCAUCAAUGUCUUCCUCCCUAUUGCUGUGAGGAGGAAGUUGAGGCAGAAGAAGCAGAAAGUUUUGUAGAACUAGUCCCAGAAAGUGGGGCAUAGGAACUAACGACCCUAUAGAUACCUAAUGCCUAGAACAUUACCUCCAUGGACACUACCAAAACUGACACCAGCCAUCCGAGGCAUUGCUACAGUGCUUGGCACACUUAAUAAGUGCUUAAUAAGUGGGUGCUGAUUGAUUGAUGUACAGAGGGUUCCAAGGCCCUGGAAAACAUUAGACAGGAUCUCCAAAACAAAGGCUGUGGAGCCAAUAGACAUUUAAAUAAAAAGAGAAACUGUGGUUCCCCUUUUCUUGCCUUGUGUCU